AUGGCCUUUCAUUCGCUAUUCAACAGAAUACGAAGAGUUUGCGAACAAAAGACAAUAACCGCCAUGGAUGAGGAAGACGCUGCCUUCGAAGACGCGACAGAGGGAACGGCUCUCUCCGGAAUCGCUGAUGCGUUCGAGCAACUCUCCAAAUCGGUGAAGUAUUGCACUAGCGCGUCCAACGACCUUCAGUUGACGCCCUUCUGCGAGGCCUGCUCUCUUGUCUCCGUCCUCUUCGGCUGCCUCGGCAUCGCCUUCAAAUUCGCCGAGUUGGAAUAUUGUUCCAAGGUACGUGAUCUUUCAGAAGCAUCGACCGGAUAUGGCACUUUAAGCAAUCUUCUCAAUACUGAUGUUGCUAAUGACACAGUUAGAACUCCAGGAAGCCUUUCACGUAAUUUACGCAGAAUUAGGCAGGGUCUUGACCUCAUUAGAGCUUUAUUCCUAAACUUUCUAUCUGAAGACUUCUGCACGUUAAAAGAUGCGGCUUCUACUGCAUAUGCACAAGUUUGUGCACCAUACCAUACAUGGGCAGUCAGGACAGCUGUUUCUGCUGGAAUGCAUGCUCUUCCAACAAGGGAACAGCUUCUGCUCAAACUCAAUGAGACUGGUAAGUUUUGUGAUCGUACUACUAGUUUCAGUUAG
This is a messenger RNA of Thlaspi arvense, 639 nucleotides long. NCBI's taxonomy places the organism in Eukaryota, Viridiplantae, Streptophyta, Magnoliopsida, Brassicales, Brassicaceae. The record is from the annotation of a GenBank genome assembly.